AUGCUUGUUUGCCCUUAUAGACAUGAUAUUGAGGCUUUUUCUGGAGAAAACCAGACCAACAAGAAGAGGACGCUAACAAAGGCCCCAGGUUCACCCCGCAAGAGAGCGCGACUCGAUUCGAGCGAUGAUGGCAAGUCGCCACCCAUCAAUUCGCAAUCCACGAGGAAGCGCCGCAACACCGGAAAUUCGUCUGUUGCUCUACAUAGACAACGAAAAGUAACUUCAUAUGCCGAACGAUCUCGUCGUAGAGCACUUGAAAGUCAGGGUCGGAUAGAAAAAACUAUAUUCCGCAUUCCUCAAUUAAUCGCCCAAAACAAAGCAGACCUUACGAAGGAAAAUGACAAAACAGAGGAUUCAGAAGCAGACGAGCCGGUGUGGGAUGUGCUCAAGCAAAUGAAAGCAGAUGCAGCUGCAAUGUCUGAUGAUGAACAACCACAACUACCAGAAACCCCACAAGCCCCUCAGACUCCGAGCCGAACUUGGGGCAUUAGAGGAUUUCUUAAUUCAGUGCCUAGAACAAUUUCGAAAUUCAUUCCUACCUUCACGCUGUCUCCUAAUCGAUCACAGUCGUCUGUUGACGUGUUUACAGCCCCACCAGAGUCUCAAAUGAGACCACUCCCGCCAGCGCCUAUCAAUACCCCGCAGCAGAAUGAGCAAUCUGAGCCACUUGAACAAUCAGAGCAGACUCCGGACGAUGGUAGCUUGACGUACUCUCUUUUCCCGGAACCGCUAAACCGACGCGAACUUCUGGGGAUCUCAUCCCCACGGAAGGAGGCUCACCAGCCUUCGCCAGAUCAGCUGAUUAGUUCGGUUGAGACCGAAAGUGAUAACGUGCAGCACGCUUCCAACAGCACUACUACCAACAAUACCAACCGGAACAAAAGGAAGCGCAGAUCCACUUCUCCAGACGAAAUCCCAAACCCUCCAGGCUGUAGCUAUGGAAUGGACUUGAGAUAUUUUGAAUACAGUUCUCUAAGCGAAGCUGAUGAUGACUCAUUAACAAAUCCUGACACCACAGCUAACAUCGCACAAACUCGAGCUUCAAUUCCUGCAUCAAACCCAACUCCAGCCCCAAUUCAUGCCCCAAUCCCUAGCACAGCACAACCGGCUAUUCGAGGUAUCUUAAGAAACGCAAAGCGUGUUCGAUUUGACGCCAGUCCUGAAAAUACACCAUCAAAGCUUCGUCUCCGACGAAACUCUGAUGAUAGCCACCAAGAAACUGAGAGCCAAGAUUUGUCGGAACCUCUCAUCAAUAGUCUAAGGAAUUCCUCCAAUGAUCACUCAGCUCCCCAGUCACCUGCACCAACGCAGCCUGGCCGUGAUCAACUCUCAUCGCCCGAAUCGGUGCAGGAACCUGCACAGCCAAUUGAGCCUUCUCCGAUGAUCAUUCGCCCUAAUCCCUUUGGGACAUACUGCUUGGACUAUAGCGUGUUUUCGGAUUCCGAUGAAGACUUGGAAGAGGAUGUUGCAGCAGAGUCAGCAACAAAGGAGUCAACAGCAGCAGCUAUACUAUCCAACACUGAUAACAUUGCUGAAAAUCAGACACCCUCAGUAUCCAGCGAGACUGAGGCUCCUCCCUUCCAGCCACCACCCAUGACUCCGACUACAGCAACAGCUGUAUCAGCAGCUCCUGAACCUCAUACACCUGCUACACCCGUAACACCUACUGUACCUACUUCACGCACUGAUGCCAGUACUUCGCAACCUCCCGUUUUCGCCAAUAACUGGACACAACUUCCGCCUCCCCGCCCAACACCCGCUAACGUGUCUCUGCCACUGUCGGCCACACCUGUUGGUUCUGAUGCUGUGGCCAAACUACGCUCGCGGGCCGAGAAAUACAAGCCAAAACUUCCUAGUGGACUUCGUGCUUCUCGGCGAUACUCCUCUAGUCCAGUAUCCGCCUGUGAGGGUACUGACAUUCUAGGGCCGCAGCCAGAACCCAUUGAGCCACUGGGGGAAUCCCCUCUUCCACAUCUAAAUGCCCAGGGUGAAAGACAAGCCACGGAAGCCCGUAGCGAGGCUGUGGUUGGCAAGGAGAACUUGCUCGGUGACCUAGGGAGGUCGUCGGAGCAAACCUCCCACGUACCAGACCCCCACAUUACACAAUUGGUACGUGAGAUGUGGUUGGAGGAGGAUGAAGGGGCGGCCGAUCAAAUAUUCGGCCGCGAGUUCCGGCGAUACUCCCGUGAGCAAUUCCGCUUGGGGGAACCGGGGCUGGUGGGAGGAGAAAGGGAGGUAGAGGAAGAGGAAGAAGAGGGGGAAGAGGGGGAGGCAGCUCCCAUCGAGCCUUUUAACUUGCGCUCGUAUGGUGAGUUUUGCCAGGAGCUGGGGGAGUAUAGGCGGGAACGGGCCUCCUAG
Paracoccidioides brasiliensis Pb18 is the source of this 2358-nucleotide messenger RNA. RefSeq lists its product as uncharacterized. The transcript has a single exon. The record is from RefSeq and is a predicted model, not a curated record. Bases 1 to 2358 code for a protein of 785 amino acids.